Messenger RNA from Sodiomyces alkalinus F11, 3357 nucleotides. RefSeq names its product DUF1740-domain-containing protein. Gene Ontology annotation, cellular component: catalytic step 2 spliceosome. The transcript has 3 exons. Bases 1 to 3357 code for a protein of 1118 amino acids. Gene Ontology annotation, molecular function: protein binding. The record is from RefSeq and is a predicted model, not a curated record. Gene Ontology annotation, biological process: regulatory ncRNA-mediated post-transcriptional gene silencing; negative regulation of RNA catabolic process. NCBI's taxonomy places the organism in Eukaryota, Fungi, Ascomycota, Sordariomycetes, Glomerellales, Plectosphaerellaceae.
AUGUCAGGGACAGACAGCAAGAGCUUGACGAUACCAAAGUUUUCCUCGUUCAAGGCCAAGGCGCCAGGUCCCGAUUCCCCGUCCGAGUCGGCUUCUCCUGGCGUCGAAGAGGGCAAGCGCAGCGAUGAACGGCGAAAAGAACGUGAUAAAGAUGCGCAUCGCUCUCAUCGCCACGUCGACCGCGAGAAAGACCGAGAACGAGGCCGCCGUCACCGAAAGGACCAUCCUCGACAUGCCGAUGAGCGCCCAUCGAGGCACCGCUCAAAUCAUCGGCAACUCCUAGAUAGUUCGGCGUUGUCAGACCUAGGUAGCAGAGCGUUGGUCAGACGGGAGGCGAAAACCGAGCCUCCUCAGGUACCUGGUCCCAGAGAUGCCGAGGCCCUCUUUGUCAUUGACAAGCGCGGUGACCCCAUGAAUUCGAGGUACCACAGCAAUGAUCGCUCCAAGGUGCCUAACUAUCGCCGGAGCGGCCGCGGGCGAGUGCUCGGCUCAGAAGGCUAUCUCAGGACCCACUGGGACGGCACCAGGGAAGAGUUCGCCAUCCAGUUGCCUGGCGAUGGUGGUUCGGCCACGCGAGACAGCCGGCUGUUUCGGUCCAACGUGCGUCGCAUACGUCCGAGGCGCAUCAGACCGCACCGGGGCGAUGGACAGCCUAACGCUGAGGAGCAGGACUAUGUGCCCCUGAAAGCAUCCGCCCAUGGUCAUCAGUUCACCGAGGAUCCGCUCUUAUCCAACGAAGCGGUGGAAGAGGGCCCCGACUACAGAUCCAUAGAGGGAAAAGCCAAGGAACACGAGUUCUCGGACAGUGACGUGGACUAUGGAUCAGCUGAUGAUCAUGAUGUCGCCCUCGAUUACGACGAUCCCAUCAAGCAGAGGUCCAUAGACCUUGGGCGCCGCGUCAAGGAACACCCCGAGGAUAUCCAGGCAUGGCUGGAACUCAUCAACCACCAGGAUGUCCUGCUGCGGGCCACGGAGGGCGUUGAUGGCGAUGCAACAAGGGCGGCGGUAUCCAGCUACGCUGAGAUCAAACUCUCUAUGUACGAGUCUGCGAUGAAGCACGUCGGAGUUUCUGACUACCAGGAACGGCUACUGCUCGGUACCAUGCUGGAGGGGGCCAAAGUUUGGCCAGCUUCCAAGCUCGAGCGCCGUUGGGACGAGAUCGCUUCUGAGCACCCCACAAGCUUUGUUCUCUGGAAAGCGAGGAUGGAUUCCAGGCUUUCCAAUAUUUCCAAGUUCCAGUACCAGGAUAUCAGGGACAUGUAUCUUGACCGCCUGCGCAGUGUCCCCAGUCACCCCACGCAUCCCGUCGGUCCGCAUGCUGGGUCGCCCACUGGCGAUGGUGAUCGCGCAGCCAUCUAUGCCCAGCUGAUUUAUGUAUUUCUCCGUGCUACACGGUUUGUUUUUUAUGCUGGCUAUCGGGAGCUAUCUGUGGCCGCCUGGCAGGCGCACUUCGAGCUUAACCUUUUUCGGCCUGACACUCUGCACAACGCCCCCCUUUCAGAAGUCCUCGAGUCGUUCAAGGAAUUUUGGGAAAACGAGGUGCCCCGAAUAGGAGAGGAAGGUGCCCUUGGGUGGGCGCACUUCGUAGCGGCUGGAGGGGAUGUUGACCCUCCAGAUCCCCGAGUCUCUGACACUCCUAUGGUCACGUCUCGCGAUGUCUAUAAGUCAUGGGGAGUAACCGAACAGCUACGAGCCUUAGACUCGAGGCAGCCCGCACGAUCCCUGGACGAAGGAACCGAGGACGACCCGUAUCGCGUCAUCAUGUUCUCCGACAUUGAGAGCUUCCUCUUCAUCAUCCCUGAGGAUUUGUUGCUCUCAAUCCGGCGUCAGUUGGUGGAUGCAUUCCUUCUCUUCUGCCACUUACCACCGACUGAGCGAACCAAUCCGUGGACCAGAGCGGCAGCCGCUGACCCGUUCAUCUUGGGCGGAAUGAAACACUUUGAGGGGGAAUUAUACCAAAGGCCAGUAGAGGCACCUCUAGAGAACGAGGAGGCAUCAACAAGGUUACCCAACUUUGGCCAAGACAGCCACCAUCUAGCACCCUCACUAGAUGUCCUGUUCCCAGGGCAGACUUGGUUUCAGUACCUAAGCGGUUGGCCCACCACAGGGAAAGACCAGGAUGGCCCGGUCAAGCUCGCAUUGGCCCUCGCAGUCUUGAAGCAGCUGCUCCAGAAGGCCAGGUUCGAAGACAUGGCCCCGUACUACCUUGCUUUAGAACGGGUGAACGGUCCAGGCACAGUCAAGAAGCGAGCCAAAGCUCUCCUGAAACAGUUCUCAUCCAACAUCUGCCUCUACGUAGCGUAUGCGCUCGCGGAGUGGGCGAGCGGCAACGUCGACGUGGCACGGCAAGUCCUUGGAUCCGCGAAAGGGCUGAUGUUACCCAAGGAAUCUGCGGAUAAGCUAGUUCUAUGGACAGUAUGGGCUUGGAUUGAGCUUGAAGCUGGCGACAAGGCCAAGGCAGUGCUAUACAUCUGUGCUGCAACGAGCCCUUCGCUUGGUGACACGGCAGACGCCGCUACAGUGACUCCUCACCACUUACUUAGUGCUCGACAGACGCUCUCCGGCGAUCUCGGGUACUUCAUUUCCACUUCACAAUUCGACGCCGCCGUCUCGAACGCAGAAUUGCUGGCCAUGCUAGAGUACCUCACAUUACCAGGCGGCUCAGAGCCAGCUUCAGUCGCGCAAGGAAACAUCGCCGCAGCGUUGGACCGGAUGUGGAUGGUUUCGGAAGCAUUAUGCCAGCGCGGUCAAGGCGGAACGGAGGUGCACGAGAGGAUUUUGCAGGCGGGGGCGAGGCUGCUUUACCUGCAUGCAAGUCGAGGGCCCUUUCGAAGCGCAUAUCUCCGCGAACACCUCGCGAGGUGCAUCGAUUUCUUCCCUCGUAACACCAUAUUUCUAACGCUCUUCUCCUGGGCAUCCCCGAGUUUCGGGAUCGAGGAUCCGGCGAGAAAUAUGCUGCGCAACACAGCCCUUGCGGGGGGAAACGAUUGCGUUGCCAGCCGGGUUUUUGCCAUCAGGUACGAGCUGCAACGGGGCAACGCUCAUUCAGCUCGUGCAGCGUUUGAGCAUGCGAUGGAGAGCCCCGCGUGUCGACCGAACAGCACGCUGUGGCGCUGCUACAUCCGGUUCUGCUGUGCGACGAAGGAACAUCGAGACAAGGCGAAGGAUGUCUUCUUCCGAGGCGUUUCACACUGCCCUUGGUCUAAGGAAUUAGCGAUGGAGGCGUUCACGACACUGGUUAAGGCGAUGGACGAAUUCGAGCUGCGUUCUGUUUUCAACACCAUGGCGUCGAAAGGUAUGAGGAUUCAUGUCGAUUUAGAUGAGUUCGUCACAGCGCAGGGGCGGCGGAUGAAGUGA